UUAAGCUAGAGCCAGGAAUAAGCAUGCCCCACCCUGACAUGGAAAUUGUUGAAAAAAUGUUGUACAACAUUGAUGAUGCUUUGGCUGACGUUGAUGUCAGAGGGGGUGGUGUCUUUAAGGCAUUGACAGCAGCUAGAUUUCCUUUUCUUGAAGAAGCAUGCUUAAGCGUUAACCAUGUGAAAAUGGAAGCUAAUGCCAUGUACUCGCCAUCAUACACUGUCGACGGCACAUUUCAAGUUUUUUAUGUUGCUAGAGGCACCGGCCGCGUCCAGGUUGUGGGGACUGGUGGUAAGCGUGUCCUGGACACCAAAAUACAGGCUGGUCAAUUACUUGUUGUGCCAAGAUUCUUCGCGGUUGCUCAGAUUGCUGACGGUGAAGGAAUGGAGUUUGUUUCCAUUCUCCCUGGUACAAGCCCGGCUGUUGAAGAGUUUGCGAGCAAGAAAUCAGUGUGGAAUCCUUUAUCUCCAAUAGUUUCACAAGUUUCUCUAAGCGUGACUCUAGAGUUUGAGGAAUUUUUCAGGUCCAAUAUGCAAAAGACCACUAUUCUUGUCCCGCCCACUAAUUAAAUAUGAAAAAUUAAUAUUAAUGUUUGUGUACGAGCAUCUCCCCUUAUGGUUGAUCAAGUUGUAAUGAAUAAUAUGUUGAGGUGCUAGAUAGCACCAUCAGCAAGGGUGGAACGACCA
Molecule: messenger RNA, 683 nt
Organism: Populus euphratica (Euphrates poplar)
Lineage: Eukaryota; Viridiplantae; Streptophyta; Magnoliopsida; Malpighiales; Salicaceae
Product: 13S globulin seed storage protein 1-like
Exons: 2
Coding region: 24-566 (180 amino acids)
Molecular function (GO): nutrient reservoir activity
Source: RefSeq, a predicted model, not a curated record